Molecule: messenger RNA, 8655 nt
Organism: Brienomyrus brachyistius
Lineage: Eukaryota; Metazoa; Chordata; Actinopteri; Osteoglossiformes; Mormyridae
Product: YTH domain-containing family protein 1-like
Exons: 3
Coding region: 548-2185 (545 amino acids)
Biological process (GO): mRNA destabilization
Cellular component (GO): cytoplasm
Molecular function (GO): mRNA binding; N6-methyladenosine-containing RNA reader activity
Source: RefSeq, a predicted model, not a curated record
CUCACCGGCUUAGGAGUCGCUUUGGGGCCGGACCGGUUUGGGUUAACUUAGGGCACCUGACUGGGCCGCACCGGCUGUGCCAGAUACGUAUGUUUUUACUAAAAAUAAAAAUAAUAUAUGUGUAAACUGUUGUGUGUGAAAGUAUAUGUAUAAAAAUCUUUAUGUAUGAAUAUGCAUAUAUAUGUGUAUGUAAAAUAGGUGUGCGUUUGUAUGACAUACAUACGUGUAACUCAUAAUGUAACCUGAUUAGUGAUCGAUCACGUGCACCCCACUACAAUUCAUGUUUAGACCAUGCAGUUAAUGUUUGGGACGAAUUAUGAUAACUUGCAAGGAAUUGUAUAAGACUACACUAUUGACAAGACAAGCGUGUUUAUCCCCGAUGCUAAUUCAAGCCCUUAUUCUUGAAUUCGAUAAGUAUUUGAAUACUUUCAGAGAGGGAAUCGGGAAUCAUGAUGUUAUUGGUUAGUUUAGUGACGCGAGCUUUCAUUAUGCUGUCAGACAUAUCCCAGAUUAGGUCUCUCUGCAGGUAAUUGAGGAGCAGUUAUUGAUGGUGCAAAAUGGCUCAGUCCACCAGAAGGAAGCCUCACACGACGAUUUUGAACCAUAUCUUACUGGCCAAUCUAAUCAGAGCAACAGCUAUCAGUCGAUGACCGACCCGUACCUGUCGAGCUACUACGCCCCGUCUGUCGGGUUCCCCUACCCGCUCAGCGACGCCCCCUGGUCCACUGGUGGAGACCCGCCUGUCCCCUACCUGACCCCCUACGGACCCCUAAGCAAUGGCGAUCACCAUUUUAUGCACGACACUGUUUUCGGGCAACCGGGGGGGCUUGGCAGCAGUCUCUACCCCCACAGGUUUAACUUCUUCCCGGAGAGCCCUGCGUUCUCCGCCUGGGGCACCGGUGGCUCCCAGGGGCAGCAGGCGGCGAGCUCUGCCUACGGCGGAAGCUACAGUUACCCGCCCAGCUCCCUAGGGGGCACUCUGGUGGACGGACAGACGGGGUUCCACAGUGACACCUUGAACAAGGCGCCCGGGAUGAACAGUUUGGAGCAAGGCAUGGUGGGGCUGAAGAUCGGGGGUGAUGUGGGCGGCUCGGCUGUCAAGGCUGUGGGCUCUGUUAUUGGGGGCUCGGUGAUGGGUAAUGGGGGUCACGCCGUAGGCUUGCCGCCGCCCAAACCCACGUCCUGGGCAUCUGUGGCCAGCAGGCCUGCCAAGCUCCAGCUCAAGACCAAGGUGAAGCCGGUUGGUGUCCUGCCCCCGGGGGCCAUCAAGCACAGCAUGGACAUCGGCACCUGGGACAGCAAGGGGCUGAUCAACAAGGUGGUCCCGCCCAUCCAGCCGGGCCCCCACCCCCUGCAGCAGUCUCCCCAGUCCAUGGCACCUCCUCUGCCCAUGCCCCCCGCUGCUUUGCCCCCCGCGCAGCUGCCCCUGCAGUCUUACCACAGCCAGGGCCUGCCCCCGCAAGCCCGCUGGGUGGCCCCCCGCAAACGCAACCUGGCAUAUGCCCAGGCCGGCAGCACCGAGAGCAGCAGCUCCUCCAGCGGCAGCAACGGAGGCCCCGUCUCCGGGGGUCUGGGGCCCGGCGGGGACCCCCACCCCGUGCUGGAGAAGCUGAGGGCCACCCACAGCUACAAUCCGAAGGACUUCGACUGGAACCUGAAGAUGGGCCGCGUGUUCAUCAUCAAGAGCUACUCGGAGGAUGACAUCCACCGCUCCAUCAAGUACUCCAUCUGGUGCAGCACGGAGCACGGCAACAAGAGGCUGGACGGCGCCUACCGCUCGCUGGGCGCCAAGGGGCCGCUCUACCUGCUCUUCAGCGUCAACGGCAGCGGGCACUUCUGCGGCGUGGCCGAGAUGCGCUCGCCCGUGGACUACGGAACCAGCGCCGGCGUGUGGGCGCAGGACAAGUGGAAGGGCAAGUUCGACGUCAGCUGGGUGUUCGUCAAGGACGUGCCCAACAGCCAGCUGCGGCACAUCCGGCUGGAGAACAAUGAGAACAAGCCGGUGACCAACUCACGGGACACGCAGGAGGUGCCGCUGGAGAAGGCCAAGCAGGUGCUGAAGAUCAUCGCCACCUACAAGCACACCACCUCCAUCUUUGAUGACUUUUCUCACUACGAGAAGCGGCAGGAGGAGGAAGGGGUGGUGCGCAAGGUAACUACACUUCCCAUGAAACCUCAACAGUAGGUCUUACUCUAACAAAUCUCCUGCCUUUCAACCUCUUGCACACAGUCUGCAAUAACUGCUACCCGCCCCCCACCAUGUGGUCACAUCACUUAUAAUGAAGACCUCUUCCCACAACUUGUAUUAUUUAACUUGAUUUAGAGGUGCUCAUUUUUCUUAUUUAAUAUAUAUAUAAAUCAGGAAAGUUGGAUUCAUUGGGGGGGGGAGAUUAUUGUAUGUUCUGACGCCUUUAUCCCGCACAGGAUCGUGGGAGAGCCUGUCCCAAGCCACAAAGGUCAGUGUUUCCCAACCCAGUCCUCAUGGACCCUCAGACAGUCCGCAUUUUUGUUCUUUCACUGCUCGCAGCACACUCAUACCAGGUAUUCAGUGUUCUUGAUUGGCUGGGAGCUGGGGGGGGAGCAAAAACGUGCACUGUCUGAGGAUUCCAUGAGGACUGGGUUGGGAAUAACUGGCAUAUGGCACCUUUCAGGGCACACUCAUGUACAGCCUAGGGACACUUGGUGAGCUCUGCGUCACAUUUUUUUGAUUGGGAGUGUAAAGCUGUGUGAAAUGGGGAGAGUUCGCCAGACAGGAGGUGUGAGGAUGCAGCCUGGCCAAAAAGAUGGUUCUGUGUGGAGUCUAACAUGGCAUGAAACGGCUAUGGUUGUGUGGACUUCCCCGUUGAGGAAACUCCUACGUCAAUUUCUGCCCCACUGUCUGACGCUGUCUGAACAAGUCCGUCCCAGGAGCUAUUAAGUUAAUUCACCGAUUAAAUACAUUUCGGUCCAGAGCUGAACAGAACUUAUCUACCAUACAUUCGCUGAAAAUUCUGGCGAUCGGCAUUUUGCCUGCUAGUCCCAGUUUUAAAACUGUAAAUGGAGUUAUGCGGUGUACAUGUGAUGAAGGACGGAGCUUUUAGAAUUUGCGGGGUUCGGGUCCUUCGCGUAUUGCAGUGCCCUGGAGACUGGUUUUUAAAAACCGUCCACAUUUUGUUUUCUAUGGCUUUUUUUCUGUAGUCACUUAAAUAUCGGUGCUGGCGAGGAUUACCCCAGCCCCACCUUACAUCGUCGUUUUUUCGGGGGGGGCAUUAAAAAUGCCUGUGAAAUGUUAUUUCUCGUUGCGUCGGGCGGAAGCAAGCGGCGUGUCUCUGCACUAGGAUUUUCCGUUACAGCUUACCGAAAACGGGGCUCUUCGCAGAGGAAAGUGCGUUUCCUCCGCACAGAACUUCGUACAGACGGUGCCGUUACAUGUAAUGUAUAUACUGUAAUCUGGCGCGAUGCUGAAGGAUCCGUGAUCUUACGGACUUUGUAGUACGGAGUGCUGUCAGAAUUGCAAUAGCUCGUGUACCCGGAAUGAGUGAGAGUGCAGUAAAUCUGCAGCCAACCUUGUUGAAAGUCCCUGAGAAACGCUCGUGGAGGACCAUGAUAAAAAUGGCGUUUUCACGACCCCCCCCCUCCCAGCCCGUGCCCAUCUCCCAGCCAUGCCAAAAUCACGUCAAGCAAUAGAAGACUGUAUUGCUGACCAGAAUAAUGGUUACACUAGUACUUCUUUUCAGUUUUUAAAAUGAGUAAUUUUUAUGGGUUUUUUUCUCUUUGUGUAUAUUUAAGAAAAUUCUGUUUGAAUGAGCUCCAGGUUCCUCUCUUCUGCAGGGAUAAUGAGUGUGUAUGUUGGCUGCAGUAUUUUACCCUGUUUACUCUGAUUGUAUGUGUAAUGCCCCCCCCCCCCUCCUUUUUCUCUUUAAUUAAAUCAGGAUUCAAUGGAAGCAGACAUUUUUCAAAUGUAUAUUUUGUUCAAACUUACGUGUACUAUCCUUACUGUCCACUGGGUGGUGUAGUUUCCUUUUAAGGGGUUUGCGGUGCCUUAUGGCUGAGGAUCCCAGGGGCAGUGAUACAUGUUAACGAGACUGAGUCAAGAACUUUUAGUGUUUAAAAAAAAUAUAUAAUAAAAAAAAGUCAAAAUGUAUUUUGUUGUAUAUUAUUGUAAAAAUUAAAGUAUAUCCAGAAACUUUCUUUUUCUUUUUGGAAUAAUAUUGCGGGAAAUAAAGCUGUUCUUUGUCUCUAAGGGGAAGAUGUCCAGUCUCUCAGAGUAACAAUAAAAAGAUCAGAUGGACAAUCUCCUGUCUGGUUCUGUCCGACUCUCAAUGGCAAUUCUGAUCUUCCCAUUAAAUUGCGCCAUAUUGUCCAUGAAAAACUGAUAUUUGCGUAUACGAGGUGAUGGAGGUGAUGCGUUUUAUGCUCGAUAGACGUAGAGAGUACAAAGAAAUAUUUUAAGACAAAAAUUGUGACGAUGUAAUUGCUGCAUUUGUGUGUGAAUCAUUUUGUUCUCGAAUUACAUCUUUGGGGGGGGGGUCUUCAUUUUCGGGCUUUAUUUCUUUGUUUUUCCUUGGUUGCCCUUGCAAAGCUUGGCUUUAAUGCAGGAGUGCAAGUGUUCAUGGGAGAUGGAGUGCAAGUGUUCAUGGGAGAUGGAGUGCAAACGGAGGCUCACUUCGGUGAUUUACUGUGGAGAUGAAGGUGAUUCGUGUGAAUUCUUGAGAGAUGGUAUUUGUGAAUGCCAUUUUCAUUAGGGAAUGAGGGAACCUUUGACUUGCUGAAUGAAAGAAACGGAAAUGGGAAUUAAGAAAAAUCGCCGGGUUUCUGCAGCGGACACUGAAGUGAUCCCUGGCUGGUGAGUUGUAAGUGGAGCAUGUCACUUAGUAGAAGUGGGCCCUGUAAUUCUGUUCCUGUCCUUGCAUUCAGCCAGAUGACAGCUGGUAAUGUCAUGGCCAAUGAAUUGGAUUAAUAUCCUACAGGAUGCACGUAACUCCCAGAGCAGGACGGUGGCCAAAGUCCUUGACCAAGGCGUUAACCUAAACGUGUUGCAUAAGCUCUCUAGCCAUACGAGUGGUACCUCUGACACAAACACGCCCACUUCCCCAACCGCUGGGACGGGCACUUCGUAGAAGCCCCAUCAGACAUUUGUUCCUGCCCCAAUUUCAAAAUGGCCUUCGGACGAUGAGGUAUUCUGCCAUUCGCGCAGAAGUGUCUGCUUUCAGUGCCUAUUAAUCUGUCGGCUUCAUCCCGCAAAGCCUGAAGUGUUUCAUAAAUUAGCUCCUCUCAUUUAGCCUUUUUCCUGUGUUCUCCCCGCCUAAUUAUUAGUGUGUUGUUGUGCAGAUAGUUUGGAGUUUGCUUGGUGGUCACCCUUUUGGUCUUAUGGAUGGCCCCAGCUCAUAGCAUUUUUAAUCACAUCCUAGCCUGCAUGUUCCUGAGAGUCCGAUGGAGGUCGUCGGGUCGGGGGGGGGGGGGGAGAGAGAUCCUUGUCUUUGAGUGUAGAAGCAUGAAAUGCAGCCCAGGCCAGUCGUUCUGGUGCAGGAAUAAAAAAAAAUGCACGUGCGCAUCAUUUGGUGUUUCCAAAAAUAUUAAUGAUGAAAGAUCUUGGUUUAAUAAUAAUAAUUGAUAAUUAAACUAUGAUAUUUUAGCCUUUUAAUGAGGCCACUGUUGCUGUUAGUGGUUAAAAUGCCUGUAAGGGUUGAAAAAGCAUUAGGUUUUAAUUUUUUUCCCUUGUUCAUUUAGAAGAAUUUAAGCCUUAAUAAAUGAAAUCUAUUUAGCAAACUUUGGCUUUUGGCUUUAUUUCCAGUUCUUUUUUCCUAUGGAUGGAGACCGCAGAGAGGUUUUGGUCAUAUGUGACUGUAAAAGCAACCUGGAGAGAAUCUGCCCUCUUUACAUUGUUCUAACAAUAUUUCACUCCCUUAUGUCUGGCAGUGCUGUUGACAUAAAACACAUUUACUCAAAUAGUGUCUUCAAUAUCCAUUUCACCAGCAUAUAACGCCUGGGCUUUAACUGAUUUUCUGCACUGUAAUAUUCAAUUUUGAAGAAAAUGUGUAAGGAGACGUUUUUUAGACCAGUAUAUUAAUUAUGUUCAGCCCCUGACUCAAUUAAUAUCCGUAGCCUGUGCGCGUUUUAAGAUCAUGUUACUUUUAGUCACUUUAAGUUGUAAAUUGUACCAAAUGCAUCUCAUUAAUACCAAACCAAUUAUGACUUGUAGUAUAAGAAACUGCCAUUAGAUGGAGCCAUUCUGUUUUAAAAUGCUGAUCGAACACAUUUACUAAAGUGUAAAAUAUGUCCUUUUCGAGUAAUCUUUUUAAAGGCGUUUACUUUGGCAUUCAUCAUAUGACUUAGGCUACCUUGUGUCAAAAAUCCAUCUUACGGAAGUGUCGAUUUCCAUAACGGUGAGCGGAGAGCUAUCCUUGGUGCUGACUUAAGUUGUCAGAGUGUAGCGAUAUAUUUUCCUGUCUAGCAAAGUUCGUUUAUUAUAAUAUAGAAAAAAAAAUUGAGGAACAACAGAAUGUAGCGAAUAUAUCAUGCAAUAUAUAGGAUCCAUAGUGCAUAUUGUGUAAGCGAUGUCAUUUUGCAACAGGAGAAUAAAUAAAAAUAAAAAAUGGCAUGAAAGAAAUGGCUUUGGAGUAAUGCAUCUGGAAUAUGAAAUCAUGACAUUGAGCACGUGCCCACUGGAUUGUGAUAGCUGACCGCGGUUUUGUGUGUUUUUGUUUUGUUUUUUUGUUUUUUUUGUCAGCACCUUUCGUCGCAAUUCAUUUUUCAAUCCCAAACAGCCUCUUCCUCAGCAUAAAGGUUGUACAGCGCAUAUCCGUCGUUGCGCGUCAGAAAAUGCCAGUUUUGGCCACGCCGCAAUCGGUAGGUCUGUGUCUCUGGUUAUGGACCAAAAUUUGCAGAAAUUAUAGAACUAUAGUUAUGCCUUUUCUUACUAUAGCAGUCGAUCCUUGGGCCGUUAAUGAAAAGCAGAGAGCUGCUUCUACGACCAAAGCACCGUCUCCGGAUUGCGAAACGAUGCAGGUCUAUAUAUUCCGCAUGUGAAACUGGCGGGUAAUCAUGGUUCCCUUAAUAGAUGCAUGCAUUACAAAUUCAGGUCAAAUGUUUAUAUGAUCUGAAAACAUCGCAAUAUUUGUUACGUUAUCGCAUCGUAGUUGAUUCUUUAUCGAAAAACGCGAAGUCCUCCAAAUGGACUUCAUAUAUUAAACAAAUAGUCCAAAUGAGACAAAAAAAUACAUUCAUGUUAAGUAAUAAUUAAUGUUUGACGUUUUAAAAACCAAUUGUAUUUCAAACGCAUUUCAUAGUUCAUAUCCCCAUGGAGCAUUAUUUUACCAAAUGAACUAAGAAUCCAGUGUAGGCCUAAUCAUUGCCCGAUUUUAGAGUUGAAAAUAGACAAUUCGAUGGCAUGAUUUCAAUAACGUAUAUGCUUGUUUCCACCACGUCGAGUUAGAUUGCUGACACAGUCUGCGGUUACAUUAGUGCGUAGCAGUAUUCAAAUGCUUAGUACACCUAAGCCUGUGUAAAACCUUGGUGGUAUUUUAUAAAACCUAAGUACAAGAAUGAUUACAAGAGGAAAGCAGCUCUGCAUGCCAUUUUCAUCAAUCUAUAAUCAAACGGAGUAAUUCAGAGUAAAAAUCACCUGUUUCGCGGGGUACCGUUAUGUCUCUACGCUGCAAGAACGCGAAGUGCAAUCCUGGUCGACAGAGGCCUGAAUAAUGCAUGAAAACCCCGGUGUUUUCUGAAAUCAAGGUCAAAACAUAAUCACACCGUGAACCAAAAACAUCAGCACACUCUGCGUUUGCCUGUUGAAGAACAGUCCGCUUGACCACUGGAGCUGAGGCUAAAAUUAUUCCAUUUGAUCCAUCAGAAACGUUUAUUUCAGGCCAUUGGGUUUAUUUUUGAAUUUUCAUGUUGGCCUAAAUGAAAAGUACAUAUCUCGUGGAGCAGACCCCACUUUUAUAAUAUACAUGUCAGCAGUCCACUAACAUGCAUGAUUGCGAUAUAAUAACCAUUAGUAUUCAAACCUUGGACAUCGCGUGCCCCCUGUUCAAGACAAAAUCACACGAACAAUUCAAUGGUAUAAUCACAAUUUAUUAAAUUCACAAUCUUACAAGUAAUAUGCAAAUAUGUGCGUCUAUAAUAAGGAACCGUUUCCAGAAUCUGAACGGAAAAAUUCAAUUAUGUUCAGAAAAAAACGUGGCGUGCAAAACAGACCGAUAGCAAAACGCAUAGAUGCCUAAAAUCAAUACGUCUGAAUAGUCCAUAAAACGUUUCCAAGGCGUAUUUUGGAUCAGCAAGUGACCGCACCCAAAACAGCAUUAAAUCUCAAUGUAUAUAUGCUCUGAGGGGUCUGAGCUGAGAGCCACGAGUUAAAUUCUGAGCGUUGGGGCGAAUGUCUGCAGGAAAAUGUGGUUUUAAAAUUUUAAAACAUUUUCAUUUGUUAUUACAGUACUAACUGUACCCCUUUGAUAACAUCAGAAUUCUGAUACAUAAACUAUCAUUUUGAACUGAGCAUUUUGGAUUAAGCUGAAUUAAUGUGGUUUACUGCUGGCGUUUUGUAUAAAACACAUGUCCUUUUUUCUCGUUUUAUGUAAAUUUAUUUUUCGUCCAUUUCUUUAUAUUUUUUCUUUCUUUCUUUUAAGGCGAUAGAUGAGGCGGAUGCUGUUCUGUUAAUAAGCUCGCCAAUAAAGC